AUGGCUGAGAUUUACAAAGUCACUUUCUAUGGUGACCAAAUUGGAGUUACUGUCACGAAGGAUGCCACAGUGGUUAACGAAUGGAUUCUGCAAACUAUGCACAUCCAUGGUGGAGGCCUUGUUGGUCUCGAUAUCGAGUGGCUUCCCUGUUUCAACCCCGAGGAAAAUCACCCUGUCGCUCUCCUCCAGCUCUGUGUAGAACGACGUUGCCUACUAUUCCAACUCCUCCAUAAAGACGCCAUUCCAGUAUUCUUCGUGAACUUCCUCAGGGACCCAAAUUUCAAGUUUGUCGGGGUCGGGGUUAAAGGAGAUGCGGAGAAAUUGCUUCGUGAUCAUAGGUUGUUUGUGGUGAAUACUCUGGAUUUGAACGGACUGGCAUUGUCUGUUUACGGAGAGGAAGUUUACGGGGAAGAUGGGAUUGAAGAGAAUGGCGAAAGAGGUGCUUGGGAAAGUGAUGGAGAAGCCAUUGAAUGUAACACUGAGUAA
Molecule: messenger RNA, 486 nt
Organism: Capsicum annuum
Lineage: Eukaryota; Viridiplantae; Streptophyta; Magnoliopsida; Solanales; Solanaceae
Product: Werner Syndrome-like exonuclease
Exons: 1
Coding region: 1-486 (161 amino acids)
Biological process (GO): nucleobase-containing compound metabolic process
Cellular component (GO): nucleus; cytoplasm
Molecular function (GO): nucleic acid binding; 3'-5' exonuclease activity
Source: RefSeq, a predicted model, not a curated record